GAGAGCUCGGAUACUCGACACCCAAAGAUUUCUCCGCCAGCCGAGAGCGAGGCCACGGCGGUGAUUUAUUAGCCUGCAAUCUGGUUGCCCAGAGGGCCUGAUAAGCACCCUGAAUGGAGCCUGAUGUCAUGCUCGUGUCAAGCGGGUAGCUUCCCACAACAGAAAGCCCGGGAGCGUCACUCGAGGAAGAGGGGAAGAGAGAGAGAGAGAAAGGGACCUUGCUCAGUCUCGCCUCUCCCCCGCGUCGUUCCCAGCCUCGCCACGACACGCCCCCCCCCCCCUUCCGCCACCCGCGCCCGCCACCUCAACUUUCGGCUCCGGCCGGUGGGAGAAAGGGGUCCCAGGGGCCGCCGGACGGCCAAUCCCGCCGGCUCCUCAGCUCCGCCGAGCUCCGACCUUCUUGGAAGGGAGGAGCGCCUAGUUGCCCUACCUAAAGCAGUUCUUUCCUGAAGAGCCAAGAAUAUUUGCCAUCAUUCCAUCAUGAUGGCUACACCCAGGACACUAUUGCCAUGUCUUUGGCUUCUUGUGCUUUCCAUGACAACAUGUUUAGCUCAAGCGACUUCACCACCACCAUCCCCACCACCAGGAUGUGGCAAGGACUUGAACUCCAUCUACUACAACCUCUGUGACCUAUCUGUCGCCUGGGGCAUUGUGUUAGAAGCCAUGGCCGGCUUUGGGGUUGUCAUCAGCUUUGUCCUCACUGUGGUCUUAGUGGCCAGUCUGCCUUUUAUCCAAGACUACCGGAAGAAGAGCUUAAUAGGGACUCAAGCUUUCUUUCUGUUGGGCACUUUGGGGCUUUUCUGCUUGACCUUUGCCUUCAUUGUCAAGCAAGGCUUCUCAACAUGUGCUUCACGACGCUUCCUCUUUGGCGUCCUCUUUGCUAUCUGCUUCUCCUGCCUGGCUGCCCAUAGCCUCAGUCUCAAUUUCUUUGCCCGGCAAAACACUGGGCCUCGGGGAUGGGUCACCUUUGGCAUGGCUUUUGUCCUCGUCUUGGUGGAAGUCAUCAUCAACACUGAGUGGCUCAUUAUUACUGUGGUGAGGAAUGAUGGUACUACCAAGGAUCCCUGUGACCUGAAGAACGAGGACUUUGUUAUGGCACUCAUCUAUGUAAUGUUCCUGCAAGUAGCUACUUUCAUUGCUACAUGGCCUGUCUUGUGGGGACAUCACAAGCACUGGAGAAAGCAUGCCGUUUUCAUUCUCCUUACUACUUCCUUUUCCAUGGCCAUCUGGAUAGUAUGGAUUGUUAUGUAUAUUUAUGGCAACCAGCAGGACCAGAGAUCAACUUGGGAUGACCCCACCAUGGCUAUUGCUCUUGUCUCCAAUGCCUCAGUUUUUGUUUUGUUUUAUAUCAUUCCUGAGAUUUCUCAGGUGACCAAGCCAGGACCAGAGCAGGCCUAUGAGGAUGAUGUCUACCCCACAAGGGGGGUUGGUUAUGAAACAAUCCUCAAGGAGCAGAAAUCCCAAAGCAUGUUUGUGGAGAACAAAGCUUUCUCAAUGGACGAACCUUCUUCAGCUAAAAAGCCAGUGUCCCCAUACAGCGGAUACAAUGGGCAGCUUCUGACAAGCGUCUAUCAGCCCACAGAGAUGACUUUAAUGCACAGUGGGCCUUUGAAUGCCCCUUAUGAUGUCAUCCUCCCUCGUGCUACAGCCAACAGCCAAAUGAUGGGCAGUGCCAAUUCUACCCUGCGUGCUGAUGAUGCUUAUGUUUCACAGAGUAAGCAAGCAUCAGUUCAGAAAGAUGGAAGGAACGGGCAAGCGAGCGAAAUGGCUUCAUCUCCAUAUAGCAAGCACAGAUGGUAGAAGUUUUGAGUCCUGAUCUCCACACAUUAUGGUCCUUGAGGAUGUCUUACAAAGCCUGCCUCCACAAAGGAGCAUCUAACCGGGGCAAGGCCUCAGAUAGACAUGGAGAAUGGAGAUGUUAUCCUGGGAACUGAGAAAAUUUCAUCUUGGUUGCUGAGGCAAUGCAUUUCUUUUUCUCAUGCAUAAACCAAGCGUUCUACUUGACAUCUGUUACAGUAAAUCUGGGUCACUGGGUCAGGAUGCCACCUCCUGUUCUGUGUUCCGAACAGUGGGCCUUCUAUUCUCCUUGGAGCCUUCAGUCAAAUUUAUAAUUCCACCUCUGUUUUGCCAGUAUUUUGAGAGCUUCCCUUAUUUUCACCCCACCAAUGAUGGGCCACAUUCAGAGCAUUGAAUCUUGUUCAUUUUGUACAAAUACGGUGUUAUGAGUGCUGAGAAGUUCCAAUCUACAGAUCACAAUUCAGCCUCUUGUUGGAGGAAUAGAUGCUUCCUGCAUUUUCCCAUCUCAUGUCUACUCCCACAAGAGAGUGUUUUGGAAAUCAGAAGGGUAUCACUCCAAUUAUUCUUUAAUAGAGGCCAUUCUUCUUAACGGAGAGAGAAAAACUGGUCAAAUGUAGCAAGAACUCUUAUUUGAAGCCUGUUUUGCUUUCUCCUAAUCCUUCUAUCUUUGGACCAAGCCCUGGAAUGUGACAUCAUGGUAUUGUUUGGGAAUCCUUAUUAUCUCCUCUUCUGUUAAUCCCUCCCUCUUAUGAAAAUUAAGGCUGCAUAUUUUUAAAAAAAUGCUUGAUGUUUUACUUUGAAUGUCUGUGUUUAUGCAAGAUGUUGGAUCUACUUUACAUUGUGGUCAGAGUCUAAACAUUCUUAUCUGACUUUGACAACCAACUUGGUGAUUGAAUAUGUUGGAGGCACCAGUGGACAUGAAAGAAGGAAACUAUAUUAAAACAAUAUUUUCAUUUUAAUGACACAUAAAAUGGUGGAAUUUGCAAGACUGCUGUCAGUAACUGUUUUGUCAAAAAAGUUCAUUGCCGAUUGUGCUUUCAAUAUGGAUAAGCCUUCCUUAAUUUGAUCUUCUCUCGAACUGAAGGACAAGGACUAUCACCCCAACCAGAGCGGAAGUGCAAGAAAACUGCCCAGAUUUGGGUGGGGUGGGGUGGGAAAUGCAGAUCUAUGAAGGGAAAGUAAAGGAAUUUAAUUGCAAGGAGAGGCCAGAGGGCUUUACAAGAGAUGGGUGGUGUCAUGUAACUGCACAAACUAUUCCCAUUGUAAAAGCUUGUGCUGCUGAAUGGAUUCUGUCAGGCUUAAAAACACCUGGGAGUGGCAGUUUCAUUACAGAAAUGUAAUUGUCUCUUUUUUGGCAUUACUCAUCUUGCUUUACCUCGUCCUCACCAGGUGAGGAUGAGUCACCUCCAUUUAGGAUAUUUUAUUAUGCUGACUUAUCUUUUCUCAUCUUUUUUGUGCUGUUCCUUGGGGAAUUGUUCAGACUCUGGAACAAAAACUUUCCCCUGUGGAGUUGCCUCACCUCACCUCUGAUGGUGGGUUCUGAGAUGCACAGUCUUACGCCUCAAUAAAUCUAUUUGAUAUGCCUUCAGUUCUUUUCAUGGUAUCCCCCUUUCUCUUCAUGUUUUGGUGUGCUAGUUCCUGGCUUAUGUCCAUCCUGUCCUUAUGCUGCUAUUGUGUGCCAUUUUUCUCUUUGCCUCUUCUCUUUUGGGCUGAAAAGGGAUGCUGUUUCUCUCAUGCUGGCAGGAGAAGGAAGCUAGCUUGAUAAAAAGAAGCACUUCCUGUUUCUUGCAAUGCAUUUUCAUCAAGUCUUCUCCUGGCCUCCUAGACUGAUGUCCUCUGAAGUUUAGCUUGCUUUGAUUGUGUAAGCAUUUUGAGCAGGUAAAUUCUUUUCCAGACUUCUCCAAAUAGGAGCCUCCAAAUGUGUGGGGACAGUGACUCCACGAGAGUUCUUUGGGCCGUCUUCUGAUUGGAAAGGUAUUCUCUACUGUUUAUAGAAGGACCAUACCCUGCCUGUAGAGUCUGUGCUCAGGAAGCAGACGGAGCAAGUUUAUACUGACUCAGACCCUAGCUAGUCUUGAAGAGGCUUGCAUUGAGUCGUGAUUUCUGCUUGUCUUGCUGAGAAUGCUGCUCUGUACCUUGCUAGAGGAUGAGUCUGCUUCUAGCUUUUGGCUGAAAGAUUCUCUGCUCUGAUAAUGAGGAAUGAUGUAAUCUCCCUCUGCUAAUGGAAGCUGGGUAAAUGGCAGAAGACUAAGGAGGAAUGUCCCUGACUGCUAUUUCAUCCAGACUACUCUUUAAGUGGAUUGGGGAAGUGGUUCUUAUCAGAUAUGACUUUUCAAAUUCAGAAUUGUCUGACAAAUUAAAUAUCUUUUUUCCCCCCUAAAAGUGACUUCUGACGACUUGUUUUGUGAUAUUCUUUUGUGGGUUUGAGAACAAAGGAGGAAGAGUUGAGAAAGAGAAGGGCAAAAAUUACAAAUGUUUCUCUUCUGACUCUUUAUUGUGCAUUUCCUAACUGAUGGAUUCAGCUGAUUAAUAGGAAGGAUUUGGACUUCCCAGAACAUUGAACUUAAUUAUUCUACGAUUUGAAAACUCAGAUAAUUUUAUUUGACACAAGAUUUAUUUUCUGGACAAUGUAUGGAACAUAACAUUCCGUUCCAGUCUGGGCAAUAUUCUUGUUUUGCUCUUGUUCUAUUCUUUUUAACUUUUUUGAAAAGAUAAGUACUCUGCCGAGGUAUUUAUACUACUAAUUUUAGCUGUAAUACAUUUUUGAGGAAUAAACAUUGACUCCAACGUGCUCUAUUUUUUCCAGCCUGCAGAAAUAUUGUUCCUUAUGGCCAUGAUUUCCUCUCAGAAUUAUUGGAUAAGAGUCCCCUCAUCUUUGUACCAGAUAUCCCAAAGGUAUUUUUCAAAAGACAACAGGACUUUUGGGUUUUUUUUUCCCCCUUAAAAAUGUUUCACUUCUCAUCCAAGAAGUUUCUUCAGAUCUGAAGAAGAAGCAGAACUGAAGAAGCUUCUUGGAUGAAAAGUGAAACAUUUUCAAGGAAAAAAAAAUCCCAAGAAGGUCCAGUUGCCUUUUGAAAAGCAUCUUUGGGACAACUAAGACGUGGAUAAUUGACAAUAUCCAUAGAUGCUUUGUACCAGAUGUUGUAGAACUCUAGAUUCUAGAAAAUAAAGGUGGCAAGACCCUAUUUUCUGUGUGAUGAUAGCAUUUCAACCUAUCUACAAGCAGGAGAAUCUUUCAUUAUUUAGGAGUCCAGUGAUCAAGAACUGGCUACCUGUUUCUUGCUAAAAUUGCAGGUUUGUUACCUGGCUUUAGGGCUUUUAUUAUCAUCAACUUAAAAGCAGCUUAUUUUAAAUACCAGCUACUAAAGAAUAACCAAGAAGUUACACUAUCUAGUUGGACAUUGUGUGACAAAGAAUGCUGGAUUAGAUAGCUCAUUGGUCUCAUUCAGCAGGCUCUUCUUGGGUCCUUCUGGUUAUGUCACUCUUUCUUAUGGAAGUACAAUGCACUUUAACAUUGUAUUUUGUGGUGGUUGACAUUGUGGUGUAUUCCAGCCUCAUCCUUAGACGGUUACUCAUGUAGCUGCAUUAGUCUUGCAAUUCUCUGAAUUUCUAGCCAAUAAAAAUUUACAGGUGGCUUAUUUUUUGCUCUUCUACCAACUUGGAGGUGGGGUGCCAGUCUACAGACAGAGAAUGAAUAAAGAUAUUUAUGAAUAAAUAUA
Molecule: messenger RNA, 5516 nt
Organism: Notechis scutatus (mainland tiger snake)
Lineage: Eukaryota; Metazoa; Chordata; Lepidosauria; Squamata; Elapidae
Gene: GPRC5C
Product: G protein-coupled receptor class C group 5 member C
Biological process (GO): G protein-coupled receptor signaling pathway
Cellular component (GO): extracellular exosome; signaling receptor complex; intracellular membrane-bounded organelle
Molecular function (GO): G protein-coupled receptor activity; protein kinase activator activity
Source: RefSeq, a predicted model, not a curated record